AUGGCCCAAUUUGGGCACUCAAGAAUCGUGGUGUCUCUUGUGUUGGCACUUUACGUCGUGGGAUAUGGUAUCGGCCCAUUGUUAUUUUCUCCACUGAGCGAAAUCCCUUCGAUCGGACGCAACCCACCUUAUGUCAUAUCCUUCGCAAUAUUCGUCGUCAUCUCGAUCUGUCUAGCUGUGCUUGACAAUUUCCCUGCGAUCGUUGUGCUUCGGUUCUUUCAAGGUUUCUUCGGUAGUCCAUGCCUGGCGACAGGAGGCGCAACUAUAUACGAUAUCUAUUCAGUAUCGGCAGCCCCUUACGGUAUUUCUAUCUGGGUAGCCUGCAUCUACUGCGGCCCAGCAAUAGGACCUCUUCUUGGCACACUGGCGGUUAAAAAUAUAAAUUGGCACUGGCCAUUAUGGCAGAUUGCCAUUAUGGGAAGCGCAAUUCUGUUCUUCAUGAUGUGUUUCCUCCCAGAGACAUCUUCAAGCAACAUUCUUCUGCGUCGAGCACACCAGCUCCGCAAAGCUACAGGCAAAAAGAAUAUUGUUGCUCCGAGUGAACUAAAGCCGAUGAAAGUUUCAACACAUAUCUCCCAAUCGUUGAUUCGGCCAAUGGAAAUCGCAAUCAAAGACCCUGCGAUAGCCUUCGUGUGCAUCUACGCUUCAUUCAUUUAUGCCAUUUAUUACUCCUUCUUUGAAGUAUUUCCGCUGGUAUACCAAGAUAUUUACAAGAUGUCAGCCGUUUCAUACAGCUUGACAUUCCUUGCUAUCGUGGUAGGAUGUCUAGUUGCCUUUUCUGUCUACAUUCUCUACCAGCGUCAGGUGAGAGAAUCACAAGAAGGAUUGAUUUCAAUGAAUCGGCACGAGAAAAAUCUCGUUCCUGCUCUUCCGGGCGUGAUACUAACACCUGUCGGCUUGUUUAUCUUUGCCUGGACGGCACGAGAAUCUAUCCAUUGGAUUGUGCCCACUCUGGGGAUCGCGAUUUAUGCUGGUGCCACCUUUGGUGUUUUCCAGUCCAUUUUGACAUACCUCCCAAUUACAUAUCCGCAAUUUGUGGCAUCACUCCUUGCAGCGAACGACUUUACACGGUCAGCUACGGCGGCAGUUCUUAUCAUUGUCAGUACUUAUAUGUACGACGAUCUUGGAGUUAGCAAAGGUGUGACUCUUUUGGGGAGCAUAUCCGUCUUAGGUAUCGCUGGCAUGUGGUUAUUUUGGAUUUUUGGAGCCAGCCUAAGAGCAAGGAGCAGAUUUGCAUCCUCGUAG
This is a messenger RNA of Penicillium antarcticum, 1245 nucleotides long. RefSeq lists its product as uncharacterized. Gene Ontology annotation, molecular function: fluconazole transmembrane transporter activity. Gene Ontology annotation, biological process: xenobiotic detoxification by transmembrane export across the plasma membrane. The record is from RefSeq and is a predicted model, not a curated record. Bases 1 to 1245 code for a protein of 414 amino acids. Lineage: Eukaryota; Fungi; Ascomycota; Eurotiomycetes; Eurotiales; Aspergillaceae. The transcript has 2 exons.